AUGUGGAGAUCUGACAACAACAAGGCCAAGCAGGCGACCGUAGUGGCGGGCCUAUCUUUUUACACCGGAGCCCGCACUAUUGAGAUCUGCUCGUUGUACAUCGAGGAUCUAGAGGUGACUCAAUCUGACGAGGCCCUCUUCAUCUCGAUGCCUUUGCGUUUUUCCAAAGACUACUCUGUGACCAUGAUCCGCUUCCCAAUUACCCGAUAUGGCUCCAUCGAUUUCAAUAACUUGGAUGAAAUGAAUUUUUCAUUCAAGCUGCAGCCGAUUCCGGUUGCGCGAGGAAGUAACAGAGGCUCUGCUUACUGGGGACUCAUUCGCCGGGGAGCGGCAGCCGCUAUCCACCCCUUCUCCCUUAACCUUGUUGGAAAGGUGAUUGGCGACUUGGUCGCGAGCAGCUUGCUUUGUGGUCAUCAGACCACCAAUCUUGGAGAUCUCUUCCGACGGGAAAUCGCUAAAGUGGAACAAGAAAUGGCCAUCUUGUUCAAGCUCGUGGUUGGCGAGGAAGUCGACGAGAACACCGCCAACGCCGACUGGGCUAUCCAGCGCAUUGAUGAGCUGCGCGGCUUCUUUGCUAGAACUGAGCGUUCCAUCUUCGUCUGA
Messenger RNA from Oikopleura dioica, 603 nucleotides. Lineage: Eukaryota; Metazoa; Chordata; Appendicularia; Copelata; Oikopleuridae. The record is from the annotation of a GenBank genome assembly.